AACCAAUUCAUUCGCUGGAAGGGCCAGACGAGGGCCCCUUCUCCCCGAGUGGGUCGGACUAGCAUCGGGGAUUGCGGCAGGAGACGCGGAAGGGCUCACGGGUGGCACGAUGCCCCCCCGGAGUGGAGCAUCCCCAAUCUAAUCCCAUUCGAUUUCAUUAAACUGCUGAGUUUUGUCUCGGGUGCGAAUUAAUUCAUUGGGGAAACAUAGGGGCAGGGUGGAAUUGCAAGUAGUUGGCGAAAAUAUGCAUUUCCGGGUGACCAACAAAGCUCUGCAAGAAUUUCGGGUGCUAAUUUCCUGGUCAAAAGUCGAUCUGAGGGAUGAAGAGCUCCCAGUUCGCCAUUUCUGUUUAUUACAGACCUUCCUGCGCUCAGAAGAAUAUUCAAUCGAUUCGCUGUCCUAGGCCAACAUUAGCGCGUCUGUCCAGAUCGCACUGCAAUCUCGGCCAAUUCACACUAUGUGGACAGGUCUUCGGACGAGAGACGAGGCAUCCAAAGCUGCCUUGAACAGCACGGUCCAGCUAUGGACCCUCUAUUCGAUUGGGUGUGCAGUGACCCUCCUCAGGACAUACUCGCGGUGGAAAGACAUGGGCUGGCGUGGGCUACGCCUGGAUGACUACCUGAUAUGGGUCGCGAUUGCAUUCUACACAGCGCAGGUAGCUCUGGCGUACAGCGUGGGCCAGUCAGCCCACGGCCUUGCAAAUAACAGCAUGACGGACAGCCAGCGGGCGGCAUUGGCUGCAGGCAGUGCAGAAUUUCGACGCAGAGUGCUUGGCUCUAAGAUCCAAAUCGCGGGUUGGGCCACUUAUUCAGCGAUGAUCAACUCUUUAAAGUUGUCCAUGUUGGCAUUUUACAGCCGGCUGAUGGAGGGCCUCGGUCGGCGUCAUCGCAUUCCAAUCUGGAUUGGGUCUGGACUGGUUGGUGGAACCUUUCUCGCUAGUGUAAUAACCAUCUUUGCAGCAUGUCGGCCGUUCCACAAGAAUUGGCAAAUCCAUCCAGAUCCAGGCAAUGUCUGUCAACCAGCCAUUUCCAAGCCGGUCAUCGCAGUGACCUUUGCUGCGAAUCUCAUUACCGACCCAUUCCUAGUACUGAUCCCGCUUCCCAUGCUUUGGAGUUCAAGCCUGAAGCUACCGAAAAAGCUGGCGGUGACCCUUGUACUCGGGGCCGGGAUUUUUGUCCUCGUCUGCGCGACGCUGAAAAGUGUUUUCCUUUUAGUGGAGCCUGAUAACGGCGCAUCGGUUGCGGAUGAAUGGGGGACGCGAGAGACUUUUGUUGCAGUGGUCACCACCAAUCUUCCCAUGGUGUUGCACCUUUUGCGAACCUGGCUCGCCCGAGGAUUCGGUAGUGCGUUCCAAUCGUCCCCCAAGACAUACCAAUCGCCCUCCGGGGGGUUGGAGAAUUAUGGAGGGGCCAGUCGGACUCGUGGUCGAACGGGCAGCACGGAUCCCAUCACGGUGGGCCUGACAUUUACGGAGAGUGAGGAACGGAUGAUGGACGACGUUAAGCUGCAGACCUUGGGACCAUAUGAAGCACCCGCCCCGGGGACUAUCAUAGUCUCGAACCAGGUUGAAGUCAGCCAUGAAACCCGGAGUUGUCAUCCCAGUGAAUCGUCUGCCCCGUGUGGUCAAGGAACAUGGUAG
Molecule: messenger RNA, 1639 nt
Organism: Aspergillus sclerotioniger CBS 115572
Lineage: Eukaryota; Fungi; Ascomycota; Eurotiomycetes; Eurotiales; Aspergillaceae
Exons: 6
Coding region: 458-1639 (393 amino acids)
Source: RefSeq, a predicted model, not a curated record